GUAGAGAGAGAAAGGGCACCUUGGAAAUUAUAAAAGAACGAUCAACCGGCAAGAGUGGGGCAGUCGCUUCCAAGUGUACGCCUGGAGUACCACGAUUUGAGAUACACGUUUUUUGAACGCAACCAAGAUGGGCGCAAUUGAAUGGGCAGUCGAUGAGAAUGACUAUGAGUGCACUCUCUCAGAGGAUACUCAGAAGAUCGCAAAGGCUGAACUUAGAGAGGACAAGAACACCAGAGAUCAAGCUCUCGAGCAGAUGCGUAAUUGGAUCAAGAUGAAUCCGCGUAUUGAAAAUUGCCGUCUUGAUGCACAAUUCUUACUCAAAUUUCUGCGAUGCAAAAAGUUCAAUGUGCCGAUGGCCCAAGAAGCCACAGAAAGAUACCUGCUGCUUCGUCAAGUGUAUUCUCCGGCAUUCAAUAAUUUGGACAUUACAGAACCGAAUAUGAGAGAAUUACUGUCAUUGGGAUAUCUCUUUGCUGCUCCUGGCCGCGAUGCGAAAGGCCGUCGCGUAAUAAUCGCUAGACCAGGUGUGUUCGAUCCGCACAAGUACACGAACGUGGACAUGUGCAAGAUUCACGCCAUCACUUAUGAGGCGCUGAUGGAAGACGAGGAAAGUCAAGUGCGCGGUUUUGUGCAUUUUGCCGACGGCGCAGGUGUUAGUUUUCCUCAUUUGACACUCUUCACUCCUAAAGAAGCUGUGCGUAUCGUAAAAAAUGGCGAGCGCACUGUUCCGAUGAGACACAAAGAAGUCCACGCAAUCAAUGCGCAUCCUUCUUUGAAGUUUGCUUUGGAUUUUGGUAUGUCUUUGAUCUCUGAAAAGAUCAAAAGUCGUAUAAAAAUUUACACGAGUCUCGAAGACGCAAUCAACAACAAGAUGGACGUAAGCAUGUUGCCCAAAGAAUACGGCGGUACUAUCCCUAUGAAAGAAAUGAUUGAUUUAUGGCGAAAAGAACUGUUGGAAAUAAAACCAAAAUUAUUAAAUAACGAUAAAAUGAAGGUCCGUCUCGAAUUAUAUUCAGAAAAAGCACGAGAAGGCGCGGUAUCGGCUUUGAAGCAAGGAUUUGGCUGUUCUAGCGUGGGAUCCAACGAUUCCAUGAUGUGUGGCAUAACUGGUUCUUUUAGAAAGCUAGAAGUUGAUUAACAUUAAGUUGUUUUUUUAAGUACUCCCUGUUAAGUGUAUGUAUUCUGAUAUUUGAUGCUUUCACGGUGUGUUGUAUUAACAUUCGAAGAUGUUUUUCGGGUUUGAACCGCGUUAGUGUCAUUUUUAUACCAACGUUUGAGUACUCAAGCAGUAUCAGGACUGCUCUUGAAACCCUGAUGAAGUGAGCUGAAAUGUUCACGAAACGUUGAUAUAAAAAUGACACUAACGCAGUUCAAACCCGAAAAACAUCUUUGAAUGCAUGUAUUCUAUUUAAAAAUAAGAUUGCACAAAGCCUUACUACAUAUAGUUUGACAGCACGCACACAUACUUAUUGUUAGAUUGAUUUUAAAAAGAUAGAGUAAUUUUAGUUUUAUAUCACAUAGACGAAAUAUAUGUAUCUUAAUUAUGUAGAAACUUGAAUAGAUAUAUAAAAUAUUGUACAUAAUAGUGUUGUUGCCCAACACGAUUAAUGAAAAAAAAAUACUUGCUUUUAUUAUUUAUUGUCUGUCUGAGAAAUUGCAACAACAAGUAUUCGCAGAAAAUUUAAGAAUUUUCAUGAGGUCAACCAUUUGCCAAUUAUAUCGCGAAUCUUCAUUCUGGCUU
Messenger RNA from Pseudomyrmex gracilis, 1741 nucleotides. Its product is annotated as alpha-tocopherol transfer protein-like. Gene Ontology annotation, cellular component: membrane. The record is from RefSeq and is a predicted model, not a curated record. The transcript is spliced from 7 exons. Bases 128 to 1138 code for a protein of 336 amino acids. Gene Ontology annotation, molecular function: phosphatidylinositol bisphosphate binding. Lineage: Eukaryota; Metazoa; Arthropoda; Insecta; Hymenoptera; Formicidae.